This is a messenger RNA of Chironomus riparius, 1543 nucleotides long. NCBI's taxonomy places the organism in Eukaryota, Metazoa, Arthropoda, Insecta, Diptera, Chironomidae. The record is from the annotation of a GenBank genome assembly.
AUGAACUACUUUAACGAAGAGAUGCUUCAGUCCUAUGUCCGAGGACCAAACCUAGACGAAGAAGAACCAUCUCGACUCUAUCAACAACCACAACCAAAAAAGGAAGAACCAGAAGUCAAGGAACCCAAAAAAGAAAAGCAACCAAAAGAACGUCGAGAAUCCUUCACACCAACUUGGAUGCGACGUAAGAACAUCAUUGUAAUUGAACAGAGGAAGUUCAAGUCUGUUGCAUUGGCUAUUGAUGAAUGUUAUUGUGACAAGGAUCGAGCAGCUGCUGUAAGUUUUGGGUAUAUGGACAUCAAGUAUGAUUUGAAGCUCAAGCAAACGUCUGAGAAGCAAAAGACAAGAAUUAUGCCUGACGAUACAGAUGCGAUGGCAUUUUUGAUGCUUGGAAUGAGGGAGAUUAAGUAUAAUAAUUUGGAUAAUGGUGUUAGGUUCCUUAGUAAGGUUAGGCAAUGGGUUCCAGAAGAGAUUCUACAAGCAGGUUCAACGAAUUUUAUGAUUGUUUACUUUCAGGCUAUCGAGAUGUCACCGAACGACCAAGGCGCACUCAUCGCAAGAUCAAAAUGCUAUCUACAACUAGGCGAGCCAGAGAAGGCACUGCUGGAUGCAGAAACAGCACUUGAGAUUGACAAGAACAGCAUUCGAGCAAUCUAUCAGAAAGCUGAAGCACUUUACUAUCUUGGGAAGUUUGAGCACAGCUUGAUGUUCUUCCAUCGUGGUCUGAGAUUGAGACCUGAGUUGAAUAACUUUAGAUUAGGCGUUCAAAAGACCCAAGAAGCCAUUGAGAACACCAUCGGCGGUUGUCAACACAAACUUGAACCACGACAGCUUGCAGCUCUCCAAAAAUCUGACAAACAUCCAACAAUUCCACGCUCAUUAUCGCCAGCUUCCAGCACAAACACAAGAAAAACUCCAAAAGCACCAAUCAGCCGAGAAGUUUAUGAACGCAGACAAUCCAGGAAGCUUCUCGGUGAGCUGUUUGUGGAUAAACAAUAUUUGGAAAACUUACUUAAACAUCCAGACUUGAAACGUGCAGACACAAAAACUGAAAAUGUUUCUGGAUAUGCGAAAGAUGCAAUUGCAUUUUUAAACAAUCGACAGGAAUUUUGGAGGCAACAGAAGCCAACGAAUAUUUUGUCUAGUGGAAAGGCGAUUCAUGAGACGAUUCCUCAAAUGUCUGCGAAUACAGCUUGGAGAAUUUAAGUUGGGAUUUGGGUGGGCAGCUGUGAUUUGGAGGGGAACGGCCAUAAAUAUUUAAAAGUUCAGCAAUCCUGUGCCUGUAACAGGUGACCUGUAUCGCAACUCUGGUUUAUAGAUUGAAAAUUAGGAUUUUAACUUAAUAGGGUUGAGUAGAUUAUGAAAGAAAAAUGAAGGGUUGGCCGUAAAAAUGGGGAAUAUUUUUAUUAAGUUUUAGAUUGAAAUUGUGCGUUGAAAAUAGAUUAGUUGACUAGUUUGUAGAUCUUAGAUGCUUAUAUUAAAAAAAUGACAAGCAACUUAACUUUAGAAUCAAUAAAAAUGAUAGAAAAAAUUAAAUUCAUUA